Messenger RNA from Lactuca sativa (garden lettuce), 1194 nucleotides. RefSeq lists its product as uncharacterized. Lineage: Eukaryota; Viridiplantae; Streptophyta; Magnoliopsida; Asterales; Asteraceae. The record is from RefSeq and is a predicted model, not a curated record. Gene Ontology annotation, molecular function: GTPase activity; GTP binding.
AGACUCCAUGAGCAAUUGAGCAUUGAAAGUGCUGUCAAACACGAGAACCCUAAUCCAAAAUUCAGAAUGUAUUGUAGGAAAAACAAGUAAAUAGAAAAGAGAUCGUAAUUGUGGCCUUCGUAAUCGUAUGCAAGCAAAUUUGCGCCAGUAGGAAGAUUCUCUGAAGCAACGCUACCAUAUUCCCUGUCUUUUAUUUUUACAAUAUCGUUUGUUUUUGGUCUAAUUCUACCGAUCCAACACCAUCUCCUGUUCUUUCUGUCAACGGAGAAAAAAAGGGGUUUCAUCGUUGCCCCAAUUUCAUAUAUACAUCAUAAAGGUUAACAACUAGAAGAAGAUACAUAAAAAAGCAGUCGAUUGAAUUUCGGCAGCCAUGGGACAAGUUUUUCGCAAGCUCUUCGAUGCAUUCUUCGGCAACAGCGAGAUGCGGGUUGUGAUGCUGGGGUUAGACGCAGCAGGGAAGACAACCAUACUGUACAAGCUGCACAUUGGAGAAGUUCUAUCAACUGUCCCUACUAUUGGUUUCAAUGUGGAAAAAGUUCAGUACAAGAAUGUGAUGUUCACGGUUUGGGAUGUUGGUGGGCAAGAAAAGCUAAGGCCCUUGUGGAGGCAUUACUUCAAUGACACAAAUGGAUUGAUUUAUGUUGUUGACUCUUUGGAUCGAGAGAGGAUUGGCAGAGCAAAGGCAGAGUUUCAGGCUAUUAUCAAUGACCCUUUCAUGACCAACUGUGUCAUCUUGGUGUUUGCAAACAAACAGGACAUGAAAGGAGCAAUGACAGCUAUGGAGGUGUGUGAAGGGCUGGGGAUGUAUGAACUGAAAAACAGGAAAUGGCAUAUACAAGGCACGUGUGCUCUUAGAGGAGAUGGUCUAUACGAGGGUCUGGACUGGCUGGCUAGCACCCUAAAGGAUAUGAAGGCGGCUACCACCUCAUCAUCUUUCUGAUUAAAACCAAACCAAACCAAACCAUGAAUGAAUGAAUGAAUACUCUCAUCACCCAUGUUUUUUCUUCUUUCUUUCUUUUUCUUAAGUAUGAUAUGUAUAUUCAGAACAUAUAUCAGAGGCUUGGAUGGACGCAUGGCACCCUAUUGGCAUAAUGUAAAGAAGAAAAAUUACUGCUACUGCUGUGUGUGUGUGUGAGUGGGUGUUUUGUUUUAUUCAGAUCUCUAAUCAGUUACCACGUAUUUUCUUUUCUGUCA